Molecule: messenger RNA, 546 nt
Organism: Suillus paluster
Lineage: Eukaryota; Fungi; Basidiomycota; Agaricomycetes; Boletales; Suillaceae
Exons: 11
Coding region: 60-419 (119 amino acids)
Source: RefSeq, a predicted model, not a curated record
CCCUACCACACACUUCCUUCCAUCUAUCUAAGCCUAAUGGCAGACUUCCACACCUCGUUAUGACACGUCGCACAAAAUACCUUCUGGGUAUUCUCAUCACAAACCCCGCUACGCAACUCCUUCUGUUUAUGCCCGAACGGCAUACUUCUUCGUCUCGUCGUAGCGCAUCGAAAACGCAGGUCGCGAACGAAAGAAUACUUUGCCUAUCUACGUCUCUGCGAGUGAGUCUGUAUAAAGGCCCCACUCCCUGCAUCGAUUUUACACUCAACACCCCAACACCCGUUGUUGACAAGCGUGCCAUGAAGCCGUUUGCAUAUCUCGUCGCUGAGGGCUCCCCUGAUGCCGAAGGUAAUUCUCUAGCGCUGGCUAUCUUGUUGCCGAGGGCUCCUCUGAUGUCGAUGGUAAUUCUUCAAUGCUAGUUUUGGCGUGUUCUAUUCACUUUGUUCCCAACAUAGACGUCGAGAAGCGUGGCGAGCAGUAUUCGGUUGGGGGAGGGCAGUGAGUGAAGUUAGUGCAAGUUACUCGUCUGAUCACGAGGGCUUUGUC